Molecule: messenger RNA, 1493 nt
Organism: Lethenteron reissneri (Far Eastern brook lamprey)
Lineage: Eukaryota; Metazoa; Chordata; Hyperoartia; Petromyzontiformes; Petromyzontidae
Product: cytochrome b-245 light chain-like
Molecular function (GO): heme binding
Source: RefSeq, a predicted model, not a curated record
CUGAGUCCCCGUGUCUCUGUCUCUGUAUCUCCGAGUCCCCGUGUCUCUGUCUCUGUGUCUCUGAGUCCCCGUGUCGCUGUCUCUCUCUCUUAGUCCCCGUGUCUCUGUCUCUGUGUCUCUUAGUCUCUCUACAUCCAAGUCCCCGUGUCUCUAUCUCUGUAUCUCUGAGUCUCUCUCUCUUAGUCCACGUGUCUCUGUCUCUGUGUCUCUGUCUCUCUAUCUCCAAGUCCCCGUGUCUCUGUCUCUGUAUCUCUGAGUCCCCGUGUCUCUGUCUCUGUCUCUCUAUAUCUGAGUCCCUGUGUCUCUGUCUCUGUGUCUCUGAGUCCCCGUGUCUCUGUCUCUGUGUCUCUGAGUCCCCGUGUCUCUGUCUCUGUGUCUCUGAGUCCACGUGUCUCUGAGUCCCCGUGUUUCUGUCUCCGUAUCUCUGAGUCCACGUGUCUCUGAGUCCCCGUGUUUCUGUCUCUGUAUCUCUGAGUCUCUCUCUCUCCGAGUCCACGUGUCCCCCAAGUGGCUUGGGCCCGUGACUGGCCAUGGCAUCGCGUGUGGAAUGGGCGCUGUGGGCCAAUGAGCUAGCUCUGAUGUCCGGAGUCAUGCUGAUGAUUGGUGGCCUCGUUGCGGUGGUGGAGGAGUGUGAACUCUGGGGGUUAUCGGCGGUGGGUCUGGCUCUGGGCUCGCUGGUGUCACUCAUCGAGUACCCGCGCGGGGCCAAGGUGGACAAGGAGAAGGUGGACGAGGAAGGGGCCCGGCGUCCUCGCGAGGACACGAGGGCUCAGCGACGGGAGGAGGAGGCCGCUCCACGCAGAGCCCCGGCCGGCGAGCCCAAGCGUCGGCCACGGCGGGCUCAGGAGCUGCUGGAGCGGCUGGUGGAUGCCCUGGGAAUGGUCACCACCUCCUACUACAGCCGCGCGCUGCUCUACACCACGAUGAGCAUCCCCUGCGGCUUCACGCUCUCCACCUUCCUUGGAAGCAUCAGCCUGUUCCUUGCAAGCCUCCUUUACUUGCGGGCGGCGGUGGCCGGGGAGUCAUGGGUCAGCGGACGCGCCCGACCCCGCCACGAACGCCGCGUCGUCGCCGCCUGUUUCAUCCACAUCCAGCGCCAACUCUCGUCGGUGACGUGGAGGCUCGGGGCCUCCGGCACGGACGAUGACACGGCGGCGGCGGCGGCGGCGACACCGGUCGGCGCCUCGGAGCGUACGCCGCUGCUGGCACCGUGAGACCGCACGUCUCCCGGCACGCGUCGGUGGCGCUACCGAUGAAACCCGCGGGGUCGUUUUGGUUUUGCGUCGCCACUCGGGAAGUCAACUCUUUGAAUGGCGAGGGAUUGAUAAUUGUUUUUUCACCCUUCUAUCUGGCAACAAAACUGACACCUUUUUUUUACAAGGAGUCAUGUUUGCAUAGACCACAAUACCUGCAGUCGUAAUGCAAACAAAAAACAUAACUCUGAAAAUUUGUUGCCAGAUAGAAGGGUAAAAAACCAAUUAUCAUAUUUUUUA